GUGGGGGCUGGUGGGUUAGAGCAGGGGGAGGCUGGGAGCCAGGACUCCUGGGUUCCAUCCCCCGCUUGCGGCCAUUGUGUGUUUUGAAUUCCAGCUCCCCUCUGACCUACUAAAACCCCCUCCCACAGCUGGGGAGAGAACCCAGGAGUCCUGAAUCCCACCCUACUCCCCUCCUAGACCUCAGACCAUAACCCAGGAGCCCUGGCUCCAUUUUAGUUCCCCAUCUGUCCACACACGCUCACCUUCCUCGCUCCCCAUAACCCCCAGUGUAGGCCAGUGCCACCCUCAAACCCGGCCCUAUUUCCUCCAUCCCAAACCCAGUUGUGGCUGCAGACCUGCUCCCCCCACCCCCAGGUCCCCUAUUACUCCCUAUGCGGGGAGACGGAGUCUCCUUCCCUCUGGCCCCAAACUCCUUUGCAAUCAGAGGUUGCUUGGUGUUAGCGGUGGGAUCCCCUCUGUUUGGCACUAGCGGUGGGUUCCCCUGUUUGGUUUCGGUGGUGGGAUCCCCUGUAUGCUGUUAGCGGUGGGAUCCCCUGUUUGGUGCUAGCGGUGGGAUCCCCUCUGUUUGGUGCCAGCAGUGGGAUCCCCUGUUUGGUGUUAGCGGUGGGAUAGCUCCUUCCUGCCAGGUGCCCCCUCCUGCCGCUGGAGCGAACUGAUUCGCAGCCACUUGAGACUCAGGGGUGGGACACAACUCCCACCUGUGUAGCCCCACCCCCAUCUCGCCCCGGCAGCUGCUCUUAAAGGGGCAGCAGGAGUCCAAGGGCCGGGAAGGGAAAGAGGCAGAGGAGGGAGCCGGGACCAUGAACUGCAUCAUCCGACCGUGCAUGGUGAAAGACUGCAAAGUCAUCCUGCAGCUCAUCAAGGAGAUUGCCGUCGAUUACAAGGUGCCCCCCACCGAUGUGAAAGUCACCCUGGAAGCGCUGAGAGAGGACGGGUUCGGGGCGCGACCCCAGUACGACUGCUACCUGGCAGAGCUGCCCCCCGGGGAGACGAACAAGGAGGGUGGCAGCAUCGUGGGUUACGUCCUGUCCACCUACACCUACAGCGCCUGGAAGGGCAGGAACCUUUACAUGGACAAUCUGUACGUCCAGCCCCAGUUCAGAGGCCGGCGGAUCGGGAAGCAGCUACUAGAGAAGGCCGCCCAGGUGAGCAUGGCUAAGGGCUGUUGUCAGCUCCGCAUGCAUGUGGGCAACUGGAAGGCCAACGAAAUGGACUUCCUGGCCCACCAUGGGGGCGAGGACCUGACGGCCAAGGAGUGCUGGACCCUCUUCCGCUUCAACGAGGACGCCCUGCGGAGACUGGCAGCCCGCAGCACAUUUUAG
Terrapene triunguis (Three-toed box turtle) is the source of this 1322-nucleotide messenger RNA. RefSeq names its product diamine acetyltransferase 2-like. The record is from RefSeq and is a predicted model, not a curated record. NCBI's taxonomy places the organism in Eukaryota, Metazoa, Chordata, Testudines, Emydidae. Bases 801 to 1322 code for a protein of 173 amino acids. Gene Ontology annotation, molecular function: N-acetyltransferase activity. The transcript is spliced from 6 exons.